AAUAAAAUCCGUCAGUUUAUUCCGCGAUGAUCCUGCUUCCAUGCUUUAUACCGAAAUUACUACUACCGCUACUGCUGCUGAUGCCAUUUGCGGUUUUCGUUCGAAGUGUCAAAAUUUUGCAAAUCACCGAUAUUCAUCUGUAUCUUUUAACUAUAGCACAAAAGGCGAUCGGCAAGCAAUGUGCCAUUUGAAUGCACAAGUGCCCGAACAGCUCGGACAGUUUGGUGAUUAUAAGUGUGAUGCUCCAAAGGUAUGCGUUUUUUUAAGUGCCAAAAUUCAUGCAUAA
Gongylonema pulchrum is the source of this 286-nucleotide messenger RNA. NCBI's taxonomy places the organism in Eukaryota, Metazoa, Nematoda, Chromadorea, Rhabditida, Gongylonematidae. The record is from the annotation of a GenBank genome assembly.